UUGUUGGAGACACAUUGUACGACACAUUAAACUUUUCCAGCGGUCUAAGCUUUUUGUUCGGCUUUCAAGUCGUGAUGUUGAGCAGCGGUUCUCACCGUUCGUGUAUUCCACAUCUCGUCUGACACCUACGAGCCGGUAGCGGCUGAUUGCAGUUGUUGUUUGGUAUAUUUCGUCCUCAAUUUUUGUUCAAGCGCUAGGCGCUUAUAGGUGAUAAGGUCAUCGCAUUUUACAUACCCAGGCGGCUCAGGUUUUGAGAGGCGAUCGCUUUCCACGCUUUUGGGCUUCUAUUGCGCUUCUGUGAGGCGAUCGCUUUUCAUGCCUCAAGGAAAUCUGAAUAAUAUUUAGUCUCUUGCGUAGCUGUUUGAGUUUCCGACUUUUACUUUGCUGCUAUCUCGCUUCGCAGAGCCCAGAGGAGGAGCCUGACAUUCCAGAGGAGGAAUUGCCACAACCAUUUAAUAAAUCAAAGGAUAAUGUGGUCACCAAGUCACCAACCCCCAACCCAUAUGACCUACCAGCUUCAUUUUCACAUCUGCCUCAAUCGUUUAAGCCUUGCUUCUCUAAAUGUGACCAAACCAAUACAAAAUCUUUUACGAACUCUCUUCAUAAUGAACCACGCUUAAAACCAAACUGUACCAGAUUCCCUCCACAUCCAAACACUCCCAUAAAGGAUCUACAUCAAUCCAUAACUAAAGAGAACUCCAGCUAAGCCUGUAUCCACAACAGGAGUGAUGACUUCUACACCCACGCCUCAACCUUCUCCUAGGAGAGGGUAUAUGAGCCCUCAGGGUGAUUCAUCUAAGCCCCCAAAGAAACUGUUAAAACGCCCUUUGAACUUUGAUCUGCCAGUGAAGAGUGAAGUCAGUGAGGCUGGAACAUAUUCUUCUGCUUACCGUGAUAUGCUGGGUGUUCUUCCUGAGAAUCUUUUGGAAUCGAUAAGAGCAAAAGAAAGGAAGGCAUUAGAGGAAAGAAAUCCCGUGAUCUCACAGGCAAAGUGGAGAAAGCAAAUGAUUGCAGGGCUACCUAAAAUGUUUGAAACAAUUUAUUUCCUAUUCCAAUCCAUCAAACGCUCAGUUAUCACAAAACAAGAGCUUAUGCACAAAAUACUUGUGAACUACAUAGACAUUAUUCAUAGCAGAGAAGCUGAAGAGCAACUCCGGUUACUGUAUGUCCUAGCACCAGAGUGGAUUUAUGAACAAGCAAACUGAUUUCAUCUUGUGCAGUGUGAACAAAAUAGAAUCCCUAGACUCAAUACGGAUGAGACUGGCACAUGCAAUUUGAGAGGAGAAUGAUGAUAGAGGUUUUAGUAUUUUUUUUGGAUGAAUAGAGGCCUUAGUAUUUGUUCAUAAACUUUAUCUUUAAUUAUAUGCCUUGAAGUAGUGAGCUUAAUUUGAUAAUGCUCAGGGUAACUCAAUUAGGCUUUGAGUUGUAACAAUUUGACAUUGUUAAUUUUGACAACAAAGAUAAAUGCCCCUUCAAGAUGAGCAAAUGGAAGGGAGUUCCAUGUUCAGUAUACCAAAAGCAAAAUCAAAUCAUACAAGUCUGCGAUAUUAGUAUAUUCAGAUUCUUCUGAUAAAUGUCUGACUUUUAU
Cuscuta epithymum is the source of this 1588-nucleotide messenger RNA. Lineage: Eukaryota; Viridiplantae; Streptophyta; Magnoliopsida; Solanales; Convolvulaceae. The record is from the annotation of a GenBank genome assembly.